Lactuca virosa is the source of this 1172-nucleotide messenger RNA. The record is from the annotation of a GenBank genome assembly. NCBI's taxonomy places the organism in Eukaryota, Viridiplantae, Streptophyta, Magnoliopsida, Asterales, Asteraceae.
AAGAACAAUAAAUUACAUUCAUUGCAAUUGUUUUUUCGCCGGCCAAGACACAACCAAUUAACACCUGGGCAAGUAAAGUAACCCCACGUAUAUAAAACCAAUUUGAUGCUGAUUGACCCCUGUUUUCUUUCUUUAGCUCUCCACUUUUUUCCAAGAACCCGUAAAUCACUUUACUCUCAUUGCGAUCAAGAUGAAUGAUUUGCUCAGUGAAUCGUUUGUGAGUGAUGCGAGAGAGCAUCCUCCAAGAGAUAUGGAUAUUCAGAUGAGUACUCGACUUCCUAGAAGUAAUUCAGACAUGGGAAUGGAAACUUUUAAUAAGCAGAUACAAGAAAUAGAGAAACAAGUGGAUAAGCUUUCGGGGUUAUUGAAAAAACUCAAGGAUUCUAACGAGGAGUCAAAAUCCGUUACAAAAGCAUCUUCCAUGAAAGCUAUUAGGAAACGAAUGGAGAAAGACGUUGAUGAAGUGGGAAAGAUUGCACGUAAUGUAAAAGUGAAAAUAGAAGCAGUCAAUAAAGAGAAUUUAGCCAAUCGACAAAAACCGGGUUGUGGGCCCGGGACCGGUGUAGACCGCUCUCGUACAAAUAUGACAAAUUCUUUGGCUAAGAAGUUCCGGGACAUAAUGACGGAAUUUCAGACUUUAAGGCAAAAGAUCGAUGAUGAAUACCGUGAGGUUGUGGAAAGAAGAGUCAUAACAGUUACGGGAACCCGACCCGAUGAAGAGACAAUCAACAACCUUAUAGAAACUGGAAAUAGCGAACAAAUAUUUCAGAAUGCUAUGAAAGAAAUGGGGCGAGGACAAGUACUAAAUACAUUGGAAGAAAUCCAAGAACGACACGAUGCAGUGAGGGAAAUUGAAAAGAAGCUUUUAGACCUACAUCAGAUAUACCUUGAUAUGGCGGUUCUUGUAGAGGCUCAAGGAGACCUAUUGGAUAAUAUUGAAAGCCAGGUAACGAAUGCAGUUGAUCAUGUCCAAUCAGGGACAACUGCAUUACAAACUGCAAAGAAACUACAGAAGAACAGUAGAAAAUGCAUGUGUAUUGCAAUAAUUUUACUGUUAAUUAUAAUAGCUAUAGUUGUAGUUGCUGUUAUUCAGCCAUGGAAAAGUGGCAAGGGAGCUUGACUCGUCUAAUAUUACAAACGAGUCACAUGUGCAAAUUUUUGUGUUUCAUAGU